GUGCUCUCCAGCGUGAACACGCGCGGUCUGGACGGGCCUCUCCAUGGCUUGGGCGUCGGUUCCCGGCUGAGCCAUUUUCUUUGCGGCUGACGGCCCCCGCCCAGAGGCAGAGUCGUCGCGGCGGCGGCGGGGAUCGCAGGUCGUUCAGGCUUGCAGAUGGGUCAAGGACUCUGGAGAGUGGCCAGAAACCAGCAUCUCCAACAGGAAGCCUACAGUGAGCCAGGCUACCUCAGCAGAGAGCAGAGCAGGAGAGUGACUUCAAGCAACAUUUCUCACUCCAGCCACCGGAAACAAGCCCAGGGAGGCAUUGAUCUGUAUCACCUUCUGAAAGCAAGGAAGUCUAAAGAGCAGGAAGGGUUCAUUAACUUGGAAAUGCUGCCUCCUGAGCUUAGCUUCACCAUCUUGUCCUACCUAAAUGCAACUGACCUCUGCUUAGCGUCAUGUGUUUGGCAAGACCUUGCUAAUGAUGAACUUCUCUGGCAAGGGUUGUGUAAAUCCACUUGGGGUCACUGUUCUAUAUACAAUAAGAACCCACCUUUAGGAUUUUCUUUUAGAAAACUGUAUAUGCAGCUAGAUGAAGGAAGCCUCACUUUUAAUGCCAACCCAGAGGAGGGAGUGAGCUACUUUAUGUCCAAGGGUAUCCUAGAUGAUUCGCCAAAGGAGAUAGCAAAAUUUAUCUUCUGUACAAGAACACUAAAUUGGAAAAAACUGAGAAUCUACCUUGAUGAAAGGAGAGAUGUCUUGGAUGACCUUGUAACCUUGCAUAAUUUUAGGAAUCAGUUCUUGCCAAAUGCAUUGAGAGAAUUUUUUCGUCACAUUCAUGCUCCGGAAGAACGUGGGGAGUACCUUGAAACUCUCAUAACAAAGUUCUCACAUAGGUUCUGUGCUUGUAAUCCUGACCUAAUGCGAGAACUUGGCCUUAGUCCUGAUGCUGUCUAUGUCCUGUGCUACUCUUUGAUUCUACUUUCCAUUGACCUCACUAGUCCUCAUGUGAAGAAUAAAAUGUCAAAAAGAGAAUUUAUUCGAAAUACCCGCCGCGCUGCUCAGAACAUUAGUGAAGAUUUUGUAGGACACCUUUAUGACAACAUCUACCUUAUUGGCCACGUGGCUGCAUAAAAGCACAACUGUUGGGACUUCAACUUUUUACUCCAGACUAAAGCUAUCCACAAAAGGACUUAGCAGAAAUGGGGUUGCAUCAAUGCUGGUCUCUCCAGCCUCUGUAUACAGUCAAGCUUGAGUACACAGCCUCUUUUGGUUUCACUGUUUUUUAGUUUAGAAAUUUCAGAACUAACUAACUAAUUUUGAUGAACUUUUCUUAAUUUUGCUCAUCAUGUUUGCACAAAACAGCCACUGUAUAACACAGCUAUAGAGAAUGUUAAACUGACAUAUACUCUAAGAUGGAGUGUUUGUGCAUUAGAUUUGUCUGAAAACUAUCCAUUUCCAUCCUUUAAAAAAAUACCAUGUAAUGUAUGCAUAUUUAACUAAAGAGAUUUAUAAUCAUAAUUAUUUUAUUGUAAAGAUUUUAACUAAAGGUUUUCCUUUUCUCUUGAACCGAGUUUGGAAAUUUAUUUGACUCUGAUCUAAGUGUAUUGUUGGCUUUGUCAAAGUUGGAUCUGGCCCCAGAAACCAAUACCAGCUUCCCAUUUCUUUGAACUUUGAAAAGAGUGUUGAUUUGUUACUAUUUUAAUAUACUAUGCAAAACUGGCCUUAUUUGUAUAACAUAUAUCAUUUGAUUCAUUUUUAAAACUUCUGGGUUAAUAAAGUUUCGAUACAUCCUUCAAACGUUUAGAAUAUUAAAAGUGUCAGAAUUUAAAAGUCACUCUUCAUUAGAACUUGGGGAAGGUUUUACUUCCUUGUUUCUGAAAUACUUGGUCUUAACUAUUUUCCUACUCUCGAUCUAUCUUCAAAGUUAAUUAAUAAAGGGUAUUAUGCUGUGAAUCACA
This is a messenger RNA of Cricetulus griseus (Chinese hamster), 1943 nucleotides long. NCBI's taxonomy places the organism in Eukaryota, Metazoa, Chordata, Mammalia, Rodentia, Cricetidae. The record is from RefSeq and is a predicted model, not a curated record.